AUGGACGAAAAAGAACUCGACCAAAUUUCUCGAGAUCCAAGGUUUGCGGGAAGAUUAAAAAAGAAAACGAAACAGGAAAAAGAAGCAUUUAAAAGUUUAUUUGAAGGAAUUGAAGAUGAGGAAACAUAUAAGGACAAGAGGGGGCGUCCUUGGUCAAAGCGCCCCUUAAAAUAUGCGAAACAGUUAGUUCAUAAAGAGGAGGAAAGUGACGAAGAAGAGGAGUCUUCAUCAACGGAGGAAGCGUCUUUAAGCAGUGACAUUUCUUCGUCAGCAGGGGAAGACGUUGAGGAAAAUCUAGUUGAUUUACAAGACGCGGAUUGGUACGCCUUGGUUAAGGACGUUAAAGAAGUCGAGGAGUCAACACGUCGCCUUGCAGUUCUUCACUUCGAUUGGGAUAAUUCUAACGCAGAGACUAUAUUCUUGGCUCUGGAGUCAUUCCUCCCUCCUGGUGCCUGCCUUGAGAAAGUAACUAUUUACCCUUCGGAUUACGGUAUGCGAAAGAUGGCAGAGGAGGAACAACACGGUCCUCGCGCAAUCUGGGAAAAAGGCAGUAGCUCGUCCGAUGAGGAUUUUGCAAAGCACGAAGAAGGAAAUCAUCUCGCCGCCGAUGUUGAAGGUGACGAAAAAAAGGCCUGGAAGGCAACGUCAGUGCAGCUCAGGCGUCGCCUUCGGAAGUAUCAGCUGCAACGACUGAAAUACUUUUACGCGAUUGCUGAGUUUGACUCAAAGGAGACAGCAUCAACUGUCUAUGAGGCCUGUGACGGUGUGGAGUAUGCUAGCACUGGGAUUAGAUUUGAUCUCAGAUUUGUCAAUGAUGACGAAACAUUUUCUGUACCCAGCGAAUGGUCUCACCUAGUAAGUGAGUGCUCCGAGGUAAAUCGGGCAAAGUACAAGCCGCACGCCUUUGAGAACUCUGCCCUUCACUCGACUAGAAUCACCCUUGGCUGGGAUCGCACUCCAGCCGCACGAACUCUGUGGCUCCGCGAACAGUUUGAAGCCGACGCGGAUCCUCGUAAAUUACUGACCGAGGGAAAGCUGAAAGAGUACCUAGCUCUGUCGUCGAGCGGUCAGAGCACGGCUGCUCCCUCCGACGUGGACGAGCCGGGCCCUGCGCCAACCGUUCCGCGAAUCAGACGCCACCGACCGCCAAAAGUGCCUCCUGACCAGCUGAGAGCGGCCCUUCUUUCAGCCAUCUCAGAAGAUGGUGGUGGUAAAAACGAAGGCGAUGGAAACGAUGAGGAACAAGGUGACGAAGACGAGGAAUCGGAAGACGAAGAAGUAGAGGACCUGAAUGCGGAUGGUGUCUCCUCUGCAUCUGAAGACGAGCAGUACGACCUCACGGCGGAAAACGAGGAAGGUGGGAGUGCGCGGAGGGGCCCUUCUGCACUCCUUCUUGGUCGUGGCGGGCGCAAAGCAGUGCUCAAGCGCCGGCUUCCCGAGGCCGAGGACUCCGACUCGAGUCUCGACUUCGACGACAUGGAGGAUCGUGUCUCCGACGCCAGUGGCAGUGAUGAUGGCGGAAGGAAAAAGAAUAGUAGUCGUCGACGACGGGAGGACGCAAACGACGCCGAUGCCAAUGACACCUCGAAGAGGCUGGCAAAGAAAAAAACUAAAUUGGCCCUGAGGAAGAAAAUACAGAUGAAAAAGAAGAAACAGGAGCGCAACCAGGAGAGAUUGAAGGACGUGUGGACAGGCGCUAACGAGGCGGAUUCGCGGUUCGACGCCUUUCUGACGGAUCCGGCGUUCGGCGUGAACCAGAUGCACCGGAGCUACCGGGAGGCGACGGAGUUCCUCAACUUCAUGCGGCGGCGUCGUGCACCGCUGAGGAAAGUCGAGUAG
This is a messenger RNA of Mesocestoides corti, 1839 nucleotides long. Lineage: Eukaryota; Metazoa; Platyhelminthes; Cestoda; Cyclophyllidea; Mesocestoididae. The record is from the annotation of a GenBank genome assembly.